AACAACAUAUUCCUUUUAUGGUAGAUCAGGCAUCCCUUGUGUCUUCGACAAGACUGUUCUUUUACAAAAUUCAACCUCUUUGGCGUUGCAACUAGUUGAUUUGACUUAMGUUUUGCACAGUUAUCACUGAGAAAAUCCAUGUUUUUGGUCAGAAGACUCUAAACAUUGGCUCUUUGGACAUGCUUACGCGCCCAGAAAGUACCUAAUUCGCUAACUCGUCAAAAACGACUCGAGCAAGGCGGUCAAUCUUUGGGUGAUGUUCAUUUUAAAGACGUCAGAGRAACUGGUCAUAGCUGAGGCACGCGCCAAGUCUAUUUCAUUUAUCAACAAAACGAAAACCUACUUCAAGUCCAGAAAACCAAAUAAACUCACUCUGCAGCGAACAAGCAAGUAGKAAAACUUACACAUCUUCCGAGCUCAAAAGGACAUGAGAAAUGUCUUCAAUCAACAUUUUCACGUGGACAAUAGCCWUYCUACUUCUUCUAGUUUUUCUAAAACACGGAUACGCUUGUCCUCCUGGUCUAAACUUCCAACGAAAGCGAAUUAGAAAACCGUUUCAGUUUAAGCAGCACGAGCCGAAGUUUGAGGAAACUUCWGCACAAGCAAGCGGGGAAUCGAAGCGAGUGAAAAGAGGAACCGCGGCUUAUGACGAGUUAAUCAUCAAUGUGAAUCCAAAUAUUGUGUUUAGGGAUGACAGAGGAACGGGCGAUAAUCGUAGGAUGACAAAGCGUUGUGAAAGCAAACUUCAGCUCCUAGCUUCCAAGGUGAAGGACCACUGGGGAGGCAAAGUGAAGCUUCGCGUUAUCAGAGGCUACGAUUCUGGGGAGUCGRCMCACAGACACCCUAAACGAUACCCCUUUCCCAAUCUUCAUUACGCUGGUCGAGCAGUUGACAUAACUACUUCCGAUGUGGACCGAAAGAAAAAUCCGAUGUUGGCCCGACUUGCUUACGAAGCUGGGUUUGAUUGGGUGGCUUAUGGUAGUAAGGGAUUCGUUCACGCGUCGGUUCAGUCGGAAGAAGAAAGCACAUCGCAAAAAAGUGGCUGUUUUCAUUCCAAUUCUACAGUAUUUACUCAAAACAGAGCCAAGGUUAAAAUGAAAGAUUUAAAAAUCGGCGAUAAAGUUGCCAGCAUGGAUCACAGUGGCAAAAUCGUCUUCUCRCCCAUCAUAAUGUUCUUCCAUCAAAGCCCAAAAUUACGCACGUCAUUUCGAAUAAUCAAGACAGAAAACCACCAGAAAGUGGCUAUAACUCCUUCACACUUUAUCUACAAAUUAAACAAACACACCCAGCRUGACGUUGUGGAUUAUGCUAAGGGACUAACRGCAGGGGACAAAAUUUACGUUCGUAAUCCUCUAGAUCCAUAUGGCCCCCUUACGACUGAGCGAGUAAUCGAAAUCAGCGAGGAGGACAUGUUGGGUGCUUUUGCACCCUUGACUGAAACGGGGACAMUAAUUGUAGAUGAUAUUUUGGUGUCAUGUUAUGCUGUGUUUCCUAGUGAUGCCAUUUCGCAUUGGAGCAUGUUGCCAGUUCGAUUGAUGGCAUGGUUCUAYCCGAGCUUCUUUGACACUAAGGAAGAAAUGCAUUGGUAUCCAAGAUCUUUGCUUAGACUAUACAACAUGGCUCAAAUGCUAUCGAUGAGAGAGGUGUAAUAUAAUCCAUACAGAAGAAAAUAGCCUUCUUGUUUGGCCUGGCACAGGGCAAAAGAAAAUCCAUCACCAUAAAUGAUAAUAGAGCGCCGGCGUCUUUAGAAAUUUUCGGAAUUGAUCAAACGUUCGAUCUCAGCGCCAGCUCUGAAUUGAUCAAGCGUUCGAUCUCAGCGCCGGCCCUAAUCACAACCAGAGGGCCGAAUACUUUGAACAAAACGGACCAUACCCAUAACGUUUCGUUCGAUAUUCAUUGGCUAACUGAGUUGACAAGUUGUGACACUGUUUAUUAGAUCAAUUAUGAACAUUUGUUUCGGUUUCACCUGCUGUUAUGAGUAGAUAAACCUAUAGAUUAAUCAAAUGCAGUCAACGUGGCUUAUAUACAAUAGACAAUCAAUCAUGGUGCAUAUAGACAUAUAUAUAUUUAUUGAAAGGUUAAUAAUAUCUGAUAACAUAAUGACACUAGUGACAAGCUGUGACAUAUAUAYAGUAAAAACCCGCGUAUAAGAGAACACCUAUUUUGGCGGUUCAGGCUGAUUUGGUUCUUAUUAAGGCAGCUUAUGAUCUGCAAAAUCAGCCUCUAAGUGUUCUUAAAAAACGUUUCUUAAAAUAAGGAACAUACAUACUUUUGGCUACCAACCGAUGAAAUCAAUAUAUAUGCACACAAUUWUGAUUAAUCAAUCAAUGAUGUAACUAUUUUAAUUUAAA
Exaiptasia diaphana is the source of this 2351-nucleotide messenger RNA. RefSeq names its product tiggy-winkle hedgehog protein. The transcript is spliced from 4 exons. NCBI's taxonomy places the organism in Eukaryota, Metazoa, Cnidaria, Anthozoa, Actiniaria, Aiptasiidae. The record is from RefSeq and is a predicted model, not a curated record. Bases 435 to 1649 code for a protein of 404 amino acids. Gene Ontology annotation, molecular function: patched binding; calcium ion binding. Gene Ontology annotation, biological process: cell fate specification; intein-mediated protein splicing; cell-cell signaling.